Messenger RNA from Colletotrichum higginsianum IMI 349063, 1527 nucleotides. RefSeq names its product UBX domain-containing protein. The transcript is spliced from 2 exons. Bases 1 to 1527 code for a protein of 508 amino acids. The record is from RefSeq and is a predicted model, not a curated record. Gene Ontology annotation, molecular function: ubiquitin binding. Lineage: Eukaryota; Fungi; Ascomycota; Sordariomycetes; Glomerellales; Glomerellaceae. Gene Ontology annotation, cellular component: endoplasmic reticulum.
AUGGCGGAGAGCGGGGACUUAGACUUGGGACAGCUGUCGGCAAGUCAGCAAGAGGCUUUGCAGCAGUACACCAGUGUCACAAACCAAGACCUUAAGGAUGCGAUCGCCAUCGCCAAGUUCUUUGACGGCGAGGGCCCCGACCCAGUCGCGGAAGCCAUAGCGCAGGACAUUCCACGGACAACAGCACGGCAUGAGAACCUCCAAGAAAGUUUGCAUGCCUCGGCAGGCCGACCGCAAGCUCCCCGAAGAGAUCGCCCUGAGCCCGCACCGCGAGUCGUUCCCCAGCCGAAUGCCUUCCACCGGCCUCCUUUUCUGAUCGGGCUGCUGUUGGCACCCUUCAGCAUCGGAUACAGUAUCGCGUCCAAGAUCUUCCGUACGGUCUUCUACGUGCUCAACUUCCUCCCAAGGCAGAUUCGGCCACGGGCCAUCACGAGUGGACCGGGAACUGGACUAAGAAGCACCAAUGGACGCCGCAUGUUAAUGCCUCGGGAUACGGCUGCACGUUUUAAACGCGAGUUCGAAGAAGAGUACGGUAACACGGGGUUGCCGUGGUUCGAGGGUGGCGUUGCUCAGGCGCAAGACCUGGCCAAAAAAGAACUCAAAUUUCUCCUCAUGGUCCUCAUGUCGCCCGAGCACGACGACACAGAAUCCUUCACGAGAGAGACGCUGCUGGCCCCCGAUGUGGUCAGCUUCAUCAAUGACCCAGCAAACAACGUCAUUCUGUGGGGCGGCAACAUACUGGACUCGGAAGCGUACCAGGUUGCUCAAGAAUACAACUGCACCAAGUACCCGUUCUCGGCAAUCGUAUGCCUCACACCCAAGGAGGGAAGCACCAGAAUGAGUAUCAUCAAGCGCCUGGCCGGCCCUAUGCCAGCAUCUACAUAUCUCUCGGAGGCACAGGCCGCCAUUAACAAGUAUGCGCCGGACCUGGCAGGCGUUCGGGCGGACAGAACAGCGCAGGAAGUGACGCGGAGCCUCAGGAACGAACAGGAUUCCGCCUACGAGCGAUCGUUGGCCAAGGACAGAGAAAGAGCACGGCAACGGCGCGAGGCGGAAAAGGCGGCGGCGGAGGCCGCGCGGAAGGCCGAGGAAGAGACCGAGGCUGCCGCAAGACGCGAGGAACAGCGGGAGAAGUGGAAACGCUGGCGGGCGACGAUAAUGGAUGAAGAGCCGCCGGCGAGCAGCAAGGAUGUUGUCCGAAUUGCGCUCAAAUUGCCCGAGUCGUCCGGAGGGGGGAGAAUUGUGCGCCGAUUCCGAAACGAUACAACGAUGGAAGCACUCUAUGCGUUUGUGGAAUGCUACGACGUAUUGACGGCCGAGGAAGUCAAGACGGAGAAGGCAACAGCGAAGCCCGAAGGCUACGAGCACGAGUACCAAUUCCGUAUCGCAUCUGUUAUGCCCCGGAUUGUAUACGAGCCCAGUACGGAGGAGACGAUGGCACAAAAGAUUGGACGGUCAGGAAACCUGAUUGUGGAAGACAUGUUGGCCGACGGCGAGUCAGACGAAGGAGAGGAUUACUCGUCGUGA